Molecule: messenger RNA, 1187 nt
Organism: Ahaetulla prasina
Lineage: Eukaryota; Metazoa; Chordata; Lepidosauria; Squamata; Colubridae
Product: lysophosphatidic acid receptor 6-like
Exons: 2
Coding region: 99-1172 (357 amino acids)
Biological process (GO): G protein-coupled receptor signaling pathway
Cellular component (GO): membrane
Molecular function (GO): G protein-coupled receptor activity; oxysterol binding
Source: RefSeq, a predicted model, not a curated record
UGUGUGUGUGAGCUGGGGGCAAGGUUGUGGCAGGCCAGGAGAGCAGCAGGCAGUCGACAGUCCUGGCACUGCCAUCCACAGCAGAAACAAUCGCCUCCAUGGAGCUCCCAGAGUUGCCGCUAUGGAACCACUCCGGACUGCCUUCUAAUAACACGUCUCCAUGCUCGGAGAGUGCAGACUUCCAGUACAUCCUGUUCCCCGUGGUGUACUGUUUGGUCUUCCUCCUCGGCCUGGGAGGGAAUAUUUUUGUGUUGGGCUACUUCCUCCGGACCAAGUCAGCCACUGCCCCGGCCAAUGUCUUCCUGGUGAACCUGGCCACCCUCGACUUGCUCUUUGUGCUGACCUUGCCCUUCCGCAUCAUUUACCACGCCCACCAUAAUGACUGGACCUUUGGCGAAGCCCUCUGCAAAAUCACCGGCUGCCUCUUCUUUGCCAACCUCUAUGGCAGCUCCCUCUUCCUGGCCUGCAUUUGCCUCGAGCGCUAUAUAGCUGUAGUCCAUCCGCUGAAGCACCUCCGGUUCCGGCAGCUGCGCUACCGCCUGGUAGCUGCUCUAGGAGUAUGGCUAGUCCUCAUCGUGGCCAUCCUGUUCCUGGCCCUCCGUGGGUCCCUGACCAGCCCCUUCGCCGAUGGCCGCACCGCCUGCCUUGAAAACUUCUCUUCCAGUUCCUGGAAGGGGCGCAUCUCGGGCAUCAGUAUCUUCGCCGCCGUGGUUGGCUUCCUGCUGCCUCUUCUUUUGAUCGGUGUCUGCUACCCGCUGAUUGCCUGGCGCCUCCUGGCUUCCCCUGGAUUGCAGGCAAGCUCCCGAGCAGCGAGACGCAAAGCCCUGCGGAUGGUGCUGGUGGUCCUUGGGGUUUUCCUGGUCUGCUUUGCACCGUAUCACAUUGUGCAGUUGGUGCACACGUUGGGCCGAGUGGGUGUCCUGGGCAACUGCACCCUUGUCCGCACCACCUACGUGGCUCGUCGCAUCACUAUGGUGCUGACCAGCCUCAACGCCUGCCUGGACCCACUGGUUUAUUAUUUUGCUGCUGAACGAUUUACUCGGCAACCAGGCUGGUGGAAGUGUGGCUGUUGUCAGCCAGAGAGCCCCCAACGGCCUCUGGGGCUCCCCAGGUUGAUUGCCAGCAAGUCUUCUUCUUCUGGAGAAGCCACAAGGGCUGGCACAGAGCAGUGAGCAGAGAAAAUCUGU